AUGACGGAGAGCUUGGACUAUCAGGCCGCCGCCACCGCCGCCAUGGAACCAAGGCGGACCAUCCUGCUAACGGCCAUGGGCACCCGCGGCGACGUGCAGCCGUUUGUGGCGCUCGGCCUGCACCUGCGCGACGCGCGGCGGUGGCGCGUGGUGCUGGCGGUACCGCCCGAGUACCGCGGCUUUGUGGAGGGGUACGGCCUGGAGGCCGAGGACAUCGGCAUCUCGCUGCAGCACGCCGUCAGCUCCUCGCCGCAGGGCCGUGCGCUGCGCACUGCGGGCGCCCUCACCGCGUUCCAGGCCACGCAGGACUUCUUCCGGCUGCCGCUGCUGGAGUCUUGGUUUGCCUCCAUCCGCCGCCUGCUGGCCCAGCUGCGCCCCGACGUGCUCCUGCUCUCCGGCUUUGUGGCGAUGAGCGGGUCGGCGGCGCUGCCGGCCCUGCUGGGCCUGCCCACCCGCGUGGUGCUGUCCUACACCAUCCCCAUGCUCCCCACUGCCGAGUUUGGCAUGCCGCUGGCAGGCACCGGCUUCACCGCGCCCGCGGGCUGGAUCAACCGCCUGCAGUGGCAGGCCCUGCAGGCGGCGGUGUCGCAGCCGCUGCACAUGAGCCGCGCCCAGCGCAUCGUCGACGAGGCGGUGGCGGCGGCCGAGGCUAGCGCAGCGGCAGGCGCGGUGGGGGCAGAGGUGCAGAGGGAGGUGGCGGCGACGUUUGGCAGCAGCAGCAGCAGCGGCAGCAGCGGCUCCAGCAGUGGCGCCAGCAGCGGCGCCAGCAGCGGCGCCAGCAGCCCGCAGCCGGUCGGCAGCCUUGCCGGCUCCGCCGCCCAGCCACCGCGGUCGGGCGGCAUCAAGCUGGGGCGCAGCCUGACCCCCGGGGUGGCCCCUACUUUAUACAUCUACUCCCCCUCCCUCCUGCCCAAGCCCGCCGACUGGCCCUCCCACAGCCACGUGGUGGGCCCGCUGCUGCUCAAGCGCCAGCAGGCGCCGGCGGCCGCGGCGGGCGGCCAGCAGGGCGCUGCGGUGGGCCUGCCUGCAGAGCUGCAGGCCUACCUGGAUGCUGCCGCUAGGGCCCAGCUGCCGGUGGUCUACAUUGGGUUGGGGUCCAUGCUGGGUACUGUGUUUGAGGCGGCAGAGGUGCAGCGCCUGAUCGGGUGCAUGCGGGAGGCGGUGGUGGCGGCGUCCUCCCAGCUGCCGCUCUGCGCCGUCAUCCACACCAACCUGCUGCCGGGCAGCUGCAACGGCGGCGGCGGCGGCGGCGCCGGCGGCGGCACGGGGCCUGGCCUGCAGGCGCAGGCGCGGCAGGAGCAGGAGCGCAGCGGCCUGCCGCCCACCUACUUCCUCCUGCAGACGCCUGUUCCUCACGAGCUGCUGUUGCCGCAGUGCGACCUGGUGGUGCAUCACGGCGGCGCGGGCACCACACAGGCCGCGCUGCUGGCAGGCAAGCCGUCGCUGGUGGUGCCCUGCGUGCCCUCCUCCGACCAGCCCUUUUGGGCAGACCUGGUGCACCGGCGCGGGCUGGGCCCGCCCUGGUUCCCGGUGCUCCGCCUCACUGCGGCCAAGCUGGCGUCGGGCAUCCAGCGCGGCUUGCUCCACCUGGACCGCUACACGGCGGCGGCUGAGGCGCUGGGGCGGGAGAUGAACCGGGAGGAUGGGGUGGCUGCGGCGGCCGACAUCAUCGAGCAGUGCGGCGGGGCGGCCGCCGCCGCUCGGCAGCAGCGCGCUUGA
Molecule: messenger RNA, 1719 nt
Organism: Chlorella variabilis
Lineage: Eukaryota; Viridiplantae; Chlorophyta; Trebouxiophyceae; Chlorellales; Chlorellaceae
Exons: 8
Coding region: 1-1719 (572 amino acids)
Biological process (GO): carbohydrate metabolic process
Molecular function (GO): UDP-glycosyltransferase activity; hexosyltransferase activity
Source: RefSeq, a predicted model, not a curated record